This is a messenger RNA of Equus quagga, 2206 nucleotides long. Its product is annotated as taste receptor type 2 member 143-like. The record is from RefSeq and is a predicted model, not a curated record. NCBI's taxonomy places the organism in Eukaryota, Metazoa, Chordata, Mammalia, Perissodactyla, Equidae. The transcript is spliced from 2 exons. Gene Ontology annotation, biological process: detection of chemical stimulus involved in sensory perception of bitter taste; G protein-coupled receptor signaling pathway; sensory perception of taste. Gene Ontology annotation, cellular component: membrane. Gene Ontology annotation, molecular function: bitter taste receptor activity; G protein-coupled receptor activity. The coding region runs from base 329 to 1261 and encodes 310 amino acids.
UUAAUUUUGGUUUGUCAAGCAUAUUGAAUCUAAGGUGUUAAUGGCUAAGAGCUUUGAUGUUAACAUCUCAGGGAAAUUUACAUUUUAACUAGAGACUCCUGGAACUUCAAGAUGGAGCCUGCCAGUGAAAUUUUUGGCAUCAUGAGAGCUCAGUGGAGGAGAAAGAGAAGGCUUUUCUUUGUUCUUCCAAGACUUGUGCAUAUGAAUGAUUUCUUACUCUACCCGUUCAGGAGCAGGGUGGCUUGGUCACAGAGGCUCUUUUUCCCUGUGGCUGUGUCACAGAACUUCAGAGUAGGAGCCAAGUCUGAGCAGAACUUCCCUGGAGAAGAUGCCCUCCUCAUCCACUCUGAUCAUCGUGGUCAUCUUUUUCCUGGAGACCUUGGCUGCAAUGUUGCAGAACGGCUUCAUCGUUGCUGUGCUGGGCAGGGAGUGGAUGCGAUGCUGCACACUGCCUGCAGGUGACAUGAUUGUGGCCUGCCUGGCUGCCUCUAGGUUCUGCCUGCAUGGGAUGGCCCUCCUGAACAACCUCCUGGACUCCUUUAAUUUUCGUUCCAUCGUUUCCUAUUUCAACAUCCCUUGGAACUUUAUCAACACUCUCACUUACUGGCUUACUGCCUGGCUUGCUGUCUUCUACUGUGUGAAGAUCUCAUCCUUCUCUCAUCCCAUCUUCUGCUGGCUGAAGUGGAGGAUUUCUCGGUCAGUGCCCAGGCUGCUGCUGGGUUCCCUGAUCAUAUCUGGUGUGACAGUCAUCCCAGCAGUCACCAGAGAUAUAAUUCUUAUACAGAUGAUUGCCUCCCAGAGUUCCCAUGGAAACUGCACUCUGGCUGAUAGAACACAGACCUUCCAUAGGUACUUUUUGAUGCCUAUUAUAGUGCUGGUAUUGUCGAUUCCCUUCCUCCUGUUCCUGGUGUCCACCCUUUUGCUCAUGUUCUCACUGCACCGGCACUUGCGGCAGAUGAGGGCCCACAGAUCCAGCCCACGUGAUCCCAGCACCCAGGCUCACACCAUGGCCCUGAAGUCACUUACCUUCUUCCUCGUGUUCUACACAUCAUAUUUCCUGUCCCUGAUUAUUGCUUUUAUGAAAAUCACAACCCUGAAGGAUCAGUGGCACUGGGCCUGGGAAGUGGUGACCUAUGCAGGCAUCUGUUUGCACUCCAGCAUCCUGGUGCUAAGCAGCCCCAAGCUGAGAAAGGCCCUGAAGAUGAGGCUUUGGAAAGCCCUGGACAAAAGGCAGUUUAUUUUGAGUUAUCAUUAUCAAUAACAAAUAUCAAUAGACAAGCCCAUGAGUGGGAAGAAUGUGCAAGGUUUUGGCCCCGUCUUUCUUUCUUUGCAUUUCCGUCUUCCUUUUCCACUCCUUCAAUGCCUUUUUAACUCUUUUUCCAUCCUUCUCUAUUCCUACUAUCCCCACCACUGCUCUUAGUCCAUAGUCUGGGUCCCAAACCACCUUGACUAGGAUGGUGACCUAAUUUCCUCACAGGCCUCUCUCACUCUCUAUAUAAGAAAGCCUAAUAAUAUUCUCCAAGCACCAUUGUGGUCUGUACCUCCUUUAGAGAUGUGUAACAGUUGUCAGUUUUCUCUGUGGUCAACAUGAAGGUUUUUUAAAAAAAAUUGUAGAAUAGAUCUUCCCACGCUGUCCACUUUGUGAUGACAACUACCACCCCUCACUGCUUUGCUCUCAGCUCAGUCUCUCUGCUUCAGCCCAGUAAAGCUUCUUUUCAUCUCUCCUCAUGUUCCUCCCUCCAGCCUGUGGUCAUUUGGACCACCUGAAACUUCCUUCUUUCCUUUCUCUGCCAAUCUUUGCCAUGCCCUUCUUUUGUGACCUGCUUAAGGCUAAUUCCCCACAAGGAACUUUUUCAAUUUGAUCCCAUGGGAGGCUGAGGGCAGAUAGGAGUCUUUGCCACUAUAAAUCCUGGCCAUGAUUUUGUGUGUUUACUGCAUGUUGAAUUAAAAAGAUUGUCUGAUGUUAUAAUACUUGUAGGUUUUGGCCAACAGAAGAUAGAGAAGGAAAAGAAAGGAAAUUCACUACAGUUCUUAAUUUUGACAAUCUUUCUCUUUCUGUCCACUCAGCCAAGAGGUGGACCUUUGAUGCUGAUGCCUAGGGUAAUCUUCCCCAAAUUGGUGUGUUUACAUACAAGAGUGUGAACAAACUGAUCCUUUGGAUGUAGGAAGAAAAGUGUGGCAACUUCAAUUUAUUUUUAUCUCAUCC